Cryptomeria japonica (Japanese cedar) is the source of this 1655-nucleotide messenger RNA. RefSeq names its product polygalacturonase At1g48100. Gene Ontology annotation, biological process: carbohydrate metabolic process. The transcript is spliced from 7 exons. Bases 46 to 1374 code for a protein of 442 amino acids. Gene Ontology annotation, molecular function: polygalacturonase activity. The record is from RefSeq and is a predicted model, not a curated record. NCBI's taxonomy places the organism in Eukaryota, Viridiplantae, Streptophyta, Pinopsida, Cupressales, Cupressaceae.
UUUUUCCAUAAAUAGCUCUGCCUUGAUUUUUAAACCCAAGAUAGGAUGUCUCUACAAAGAAAAGUUUAUGCUAUCUUUGUUAUAUUAAUUGUAUUGGGGGCGAGUGAGAAAUGCUCAGGCACAAGGGUAGUGAGAACCAAAGCCCAGCUUCUUAAUUCUUUGAAUGAAAAAUAUGAUGGGAAUUCGAACGUGGUGGACGUUACAUCAUUUGGAGCAAAGGGCAAUGGAGUGACUGAUGAUACUAAGGCUUUUGAGGCAGUGUGGCAAGCAGCGUGCUCCAAGGCAUCCACAACUGUUCGCGUCCCUGCUGGUCACCGCUUUCUACUUGGGCCUGUCACCUUCUCCGGACCCUGCCAAUCUCACAUAAUCUUUCAGGUUGAUGGAAGUAUAAUUUCACACUUGAAUCAGCACGCCUGGGCUUCUAAUUUGUUGCAAUGGAUUAAUUUUUCAAAACUAAAUGGGAUUACGAUAGUGGGUAAUGGAGUUAUUGAGGGACAAGGAGCGGCUUGGUGGAAGCUUUCCCAAUACGACGAUGAGUCUCAGGAGAGCAGCGAUUUCGGAAGCAGUUUGCUGAGCGUGAGGCCCACGGCAAUGAGAUUCUACGGAAGCUAUGACGUGAGCGUACAGGGCAUCACAAUACAAAACAGUCCACAAUGUCACCUCAAAUUUGAUAGUUGCACUUCUGUAAAAGUAGCUGGUGUGACAAUCUCCUCUCCAGCAGACAGUCCGCGCACAGACGGAAUUCAUCUUCAAAACUCUCGUGAUGUUGAAAUCCACCAUUCUUCCAUGGCAUGUGGAGAUGAUUGCGUUUCGAUCCAAACAGGCUGCUCAGGCAUCCGCGUCCACAACAUCAAUUGCGGCCCUGGUCACGGUAUAAGUAUUGGAGGACUUGGAAAAGAUGGAACGAAGGCCUGCGUUUCCAACGUGAGCGUCUACGACAGCAACAUCCAAGAUGCUUUCAAUGGCGUCCGCAUCAAAACAUGGCAGGGUGGAGUUGGGUCGGUGAAAGGCGUGUCAUUCUCCAACAUACAAGUUUCGAACGUGAGGGUUCCUAUUGAUAUCGAUCAAUUCUACUGUGAUAAAAAUGCGUGCCCCAAUAAAACAUCCAAUGUAUUUAUAACGGACGUGACAUACGAAAAGAUCAUCGGGACAUAUGUGGACAAACCACUUUAUUUCGCCUGUAGCAAUGAUGUUCCAUGCACUGAUUUGAAGUUGAUCAACAUUCAACUAAAACCUGCGGUUGCAUACCAUAACGAUCCCUUCUGUUGGAAUAGCUAUGGGCAAUCAAGUUUACAAUCCACUGUUGAUUGCCUGCGUUCUGGAAGACCCCUCAACGAUCCCGCCCGCACUCAAUCACGCGCAGAUGCGUGCUAAAGAUUGUAAACUUCAAUGUAAGCAUCUUAGACUACUAUAGAAAUCUAAUGGUAUGUAUUCUUGAGUUUGUCUAGUGGUAGGGAAUUUGUGCUCUUGAAAGAGAGGUCACAAGUUCAAAUCUCACAAUGGACAAGUUAUGUAUGCCUAAUUUGUAAUGUAGUUAGGUACCUCUGCAAGGAAUAGGAGGUAGUCCCAUAUUGCUCUAACCCAUCUGUAGACUAAUAUGUAUAUAUAUUGUUGAGAUUAUGAUCUAUAAAAGACCCUUUCCUUUCUUUUUUUUC